AUGACCCCUUCGAUUGAAGUCUUCCAAGAUGAACCAAUUUUCGAAUCCUCCCUCAAAACCUCUGUUGUUGCGGAAAUCUCCUCCUCCUCCUCCUCCUCCAAAGACCAAUUGGCCAGGGAGUUGAUUAACAGAGCCUUGGUCAAUCACAUUUCUGGUAUUGACCACGAGGAAUGUGAAGCAGGUGACGAAGACUCGUUUUUUGUCUGUGAUUUGGGUGAAGUCUACCGUUCUUUUGGUGUCUGGCAGCAAAAGUUGCCCCAGGUCCAGCCUCACUAUGCCGUAAAGUGCAACACCAAUUUGGAGGUGAUCAAGUUGUUGGCUUCUUUGGGAGUCAACUUCGAUUGUGCUUCUAAGAACGAGAUCGAUACGAUCUUGAACUUGGGGAUCAGCCCAGACAGAAUUGUCUAUGCUAAUCCUUGCAAGACUAAUUCCUUUAUUAGACAUGCUUCCAAGGCAAAUGUCAACUUGACUACAGUUGACAAUGCCCAGGAAUUGCACAAGUUGAAAAAAUUUCACCCAGAUUGUGGGAUUUUGAUCAGACUCGCCACGGAUGAUGAAACGGCUCAAUGUCGUUUGUCAACGAAGUUCGGUUGCACCUUAAGUGCUGCUAUUAACGAGCUUUUACCAUUGGCAAAGGAGUUAGGUUUGAACGUUAGAGGAGUCGCAUUCCAUGUUGGUUCUGGUGCCAAGGACUUCGACUCUAUCUACAAAGCCAUUAGGGAUUCGCGUGAUGUUUUUAACAGGGCCAUCACGGAAUAUGGUUUCGAAAUGUCCAUCUUGGAUAUCGGUGGUGGAUUUGAGUUGGAGACGUUUGAUGAAUCGUCUUCUAUGGUUUGUUCUUCGUUGAACAAGUUCUUCCCAGCAGAUUUUGUCUCCCAAAACGGAAUCAAGUUUAUUGCUGAGCCAGGAAGAUUCAUGGUAUCCAACGCUUUCACCUUAGCAGCCCAUAUCAUUGCCCGUAGAGAUUUGGAUUUAAAAGCUACUUUUGUAUCUGAAGAGGACAAGCAAGUUUCUGCCAUGGUUUACAUCAACGACGGUGUUUACGGUAACAUGAACUGCAUCUUGUUUGACCACCAGAACCCACAGGCACAUGUGUUGCAGCACAAGAACAAGUUUUUCUAUCAUCAAGACGAAGAGAGUGAUGAUCAGAAAUUAAUCGACGAUGAUGCUAAGGGUGAGCAUCACUUUUCGAUUUGGGGACCAACUUGUGACGGGUUAGACUGUGUUGCUAGCAAGUGCACCUUGUCUCACGACGUAGAAGUCGGUGACUGGUUGUACUUUCCAAACCUAGGAGCCUACACCUCAGCUGCUACCACUGCCUUCAACGGGUUGGGUGGUAACUCACACAUUAUCUACGUUUGUUCUGAGGAUCUCUGAUCCGAAAGUCAUAUAUGCCAUAUAUAUUGCAG
Molecule: messenger RNA, 1409 nt
Organism: Scheffersomyces stipitis CBS 6054
Lineage: Eukaryota; Fungi; Ascomycota; Pichiomycetes; Serinales; Debaryomycetaceae
Gene: SPE1
Product: ornithine decarboxylase
Exons: 2
Coding region: 1-1377 (458 amino acids)
Cellular component (GO): cytoplasm
Molecular function (GO): ornithine decarboxylase activity
Source: RefSeq, a predicted model, not a curated record